AUGGAAACUCCUUUCCUCACGCACUUAACACAGGAAGAUUAUAAGUUUGUUUACGAAGCCGCUGAGGAUAGUUUUCUCCUUCUGGACGCUCUCGAAGAGGAUCUUCCGCAGAUUAGAGACCAGAAACCUUUGCUCUGUGUCGAGAUUGGCUCAGGAAGUGGCGUCAUUAUCACUGCUCUGGCCAAGAGUUUGUCUUCUUCAGCUCAUUGUGUUGGAAUCGACAUCAAUUAUCACGCUUGCAAGGCCACCAAGAAGACUUCCCUGGUCAAUGGGGCGUCUCUUGAUGUGGCGGCAAUGGAUUUAUUGAGCGCUUUCCGCUCUCAUUCGAUUGAUUUACUUAUCUUCAAUCCACCUUACGUGCCCACAGAGCCGAGUGAAGAUGAUUCUCGAGAUCGUGGGACUUUCGCGGGAUGUCUGGUGAAGUCUUGGGCGGGUGGCAAGGAUGGAUGCUCAACACUUCAUCGCUUAUUUCCUUUCUUGGCGGAUAAACUGUCCCAGAAGGCGAUUUUCUAUCUACUCUUGUUGCGAGAGAACAAACCCAAAGAAGUGCUGAAGACAUUCCUCACGCUGGGCUUCUCAGGCAGCAUCGUGAAAGAGAGGAGAAUUCGUGGAGAGUAUCUCUACAUUCUCAAGAUCGUGAGAUGCAAUUCAAUAAAGUAA
This is a messenger RNA of Phlebotomus argentipes, 660 nucleotides long. RefSeq names its product methyltransferase N6AMT1 (gene HemK2). The record is from RefSeq and is a predicted model, not a curated record. NCBI's taxonomy places the organism in Eukaryota, Metazoa, Arthropoda, Insecta, Diptera, Psychodidae. Gene Ontology annotation, cellular component: eRF1 methyltransferase complex. The transcript is spliced from 3 exons. Gene Ontology annotation, molecular function: S-adenosylmethionine-dependent methyltransferase activity; nucleic acid binding; protein methyltransferase activity. The coding region runs from base 1 to 660 and encodes 219 amino acids. Gene Ontology annotation, biological process: methylation.